ACUUUGACCCCCAGAAAAGUGUUCAUAUAAAUUGUAGUUUAACACGCCAUGCAUUAGUCACUGAAGAAUUAUUGCCACCCAAGGUCGCGUCGGUGGUAGACAGCGGAUUACACUUUCAACUUUAUUACCGCGCUAACGUUGAUUGGGUGAAGAGCUAAAAAUGGUGCAAAUUGAGAUCAAUGAGGGGAUAUUGGAGGGUGAACUAGUGGAUAACCCAUAUGGUGGACAAUUCUAUAGUUUCAAGGGGAUACCGUACGCGGAGCCACCUGUUGGAGAUUUGAGAUUCAAGGCACCGCAACCAAAAGAACCAUGGAGUGGCGUGCGAGAAGCCAAAGAAUUUGGACCUGUCAGCUGUCAACCAGUUAGCAUCCGCGAUCCGAAUAAUCCUAUACUAUUCGAAGGGAGCGAAGACUGUCUUUAUCUCAACGUGUACAGUCCAGACAUCGACCCGUCAAGCCCAUUGCCCGUUAUGGUCUGGAUUCACGGAGGAGCUUUUGAGUCUGGAUCUGGCAAUGACUCAUUUUACGGACCGGAGUUGCUGAUCAGACACGGAGUCAUUAUAGUCACCAUAAAUUACAGAUUAGGAUUACUCGGAUUCCUUUCUUUGGACACAGAGGACAUACCUGGUAACGCUGCCUUGAAAGAUCAGGUACUUGCACUUAGGUGGGUCAAAAAGAAUAUCGCACGUUUUGGAGGAGACAUAGAAAAUAUAACUAUAUUUGGAGAAAGUGCCGGAGGUACUAGUGUGGGAUUCCACUUGGUCUCACCCAUGACUAAAGGUCUUUUCAAAAAAGCCAUAGUUCAGAGUUCAAGCACUGCUAACUAUUGGGCGGUCGCUUUUGAACCACGCGAGAGAGCUCUAAAGUUAGCGCGACAGCUGGGCUUACAUUCUGAAGAUGACAAAGAACUCUACGAAUUCUUUAAAACAUUACCAGUAGAGAAGAUGGUUCCUGUAAACAUGCCUGUACAUUUAGCAAAGAAACCAUACGAAUUAGACCUUGGUGUGGUAAUUGAAAAAGAUUUUGGUGAGGAGAGAUAUUUUUACGGUGAUAUAUACGAAGUUCUUCGAAAUGGAAUACACGAGGGUGUUGACGUAAUAAUUGGAUAUUGUGAAGACGAUGGCCUUUAUGCAUUCAACAGCAUAAAACUUGAUGAAAUGUGCAAACUUGCAAACGAUUAUAUUGAAUUUUUAACACCAAUCAAUGUGGAAUACUGUCUUUCUUUAAAAGAGCAGUUCGAAAUUGGGAGAGAAAUUAAAAAAUAUUAUUUCCCAAACUACGCAAUAACUGCAGAUAAUUGCGGAAGCCUUUUGAAAUUUUUAACCACGCAAAUGUUUACACACGGAAUAGUAACUUCAGCCAAAUUUUAUUCGAGCACAAACAAUAACAAAGUAUACUUCUAUAAAUUUACCUGUAAGACUGAAAGAAACCUAGCAUCUGCAAUGCUUGGUGUAUCAGAUGUGGUCCAAGAUAGAAUUCCUGUAUGUCAUGGUGAUGAUUUAUUGUAUCUAUUUCAAAUAAAACUCUUGUGCCCUGAUAAAAUUGAUGAGGAUUCAUCCACAUUUAAAUUAAUCGAUAACAUUACAAAGAUGUGGACUAAUUUCGCUAAAUACGGGAACCCAACUCCCGAUGAAGACUUGGGUGUGCAGUGGUUGCCAUUCAACGCUGAAGAUCAACAUUACUUGGAAAUUGGUAAUGUGCUUGUGCCUGGGUCCGGUCCGGAUAAAGAUCAGAUCGAUUUGUGGGACAGUAUUUUCAAGAAGUAUUUACCUGAUCAUAUCGUAUAAUAAAUAUAAUAUUUGAUCACUAGUUUUAAGCUUAGAGUGAUGUGGAGUAGAGUGUGCAUUAUGUUCCAAUAUCUGGAAAAAGAAGCAAC
Messenger RNA from Diatraea saccharalis (sugarcane borer), 1875 nucleotides. NCBI's taxonomy places the organism in Eukaryota, Metazoa, Arthropoda, Insecta, Lepidoptera, Crambidae. The record is from the annotation of a GenBank genome assembly.